Molecule: messenger RNA, 1772 nt
Organism: Dendrobium catenatum
Lineage: Eukaryota; Viridiplantae; Streptophyta; Magnoliopsida; Asparagales; Orchidaceae
Product: two-pore potassium channel 3
Exons: 2
Coding region: 217-1599 (460 amino acids)
Biological process (GO): stabilization of membrane potential; potassium ion transmembrane transport
Cellular component (GO): plant-type vacuole membrane
Molecular function (GO): potassium ion leak channel activity
Source: RefSeq, a predicted model, not a curated record
AGAGUAAUGGGAAAGCCCGUAUUUUCCGACAUCAAUGGCGGCACACGUGUCGAUCGAAAAUGGUCUUGCUACAGAUUAAUGUAAGGCCUUUUAUUCACGCGUGCGUCAAUUUUCCCUCACUCCCUCCCUCGGAGCACUCUUCUUGACCAGAUAUCUUGCUUCUUACUCUUCCUCACAUUCUUUGAGAGCCAAAGCCGGAACCUUUGGGUGCCUCCCAUGUCCAAAGAGCCGCUGCUUCCAACCUCCGCUGUCGCCGGCGCCGGCGCCACCGUGCCACAGGCCUGGCGGCGAAGCCUUCCCUCUUCCAACUCCUGCCCGCCUCUCUGCCCUCUUCCUGAACACGACGAGGUUUCCAUCCCCCUCUCCCCUUCCACCAUCAAAGACCGCAUCAUCUUCGGCCCUUCCCCUUCCCCCACCGAUCCACUCUACGGAAAUCUAAACCUAAUCCCCUCAGCUUCCCCUCCUUCUUCCCCUUCCCCCUCCCCCCCUUCCCUCACCAUCUCUGAUUCCACCGCCGUCGUUAACGGCGACGUCGACGGCGCCUCCGAUGUGCGAUGGCCAGGCGAUCCCCUCUUCUGCAAAGAGGCUCGAAGUUACUUCCAUCGCGCCCGUACGGCCCCUGCCAUGUCCACCAUCGACAACCUCGCGAACGACCACGACACCCACCGCCAAUCUUCUGCUGACAGCCGUGAAUCGCCUAUUGUUCGAAACGCCUUCGUCCUCCUCACUGCAUACCUUGUUUUCGGCGUUCUGGUAUACUCCCUUAACCGUUCGGAUUUCGAAGCAUCAGAGACCCACCCGGUCGUUGACGCCCUCUAUUUCUGCAUCGUGACCAUGUGCACAAUUGGCUACGGUGACAUCACACCGUCCUCAACAACCUCCAAAAUAUUCUCCAUCGCAUUCGUUCUCAUUGGUUUCGGCUUCAUCGACAUCCUCCUCUCCGCGAUGAUAUCUUAUGUGCUUGACGUGCAGGAGCACCAUCUUCUCGAUGCUGCGAAGCAUCGAGCUCAUGGGAGUAAGUUAGACGCCCCAUCCUACGUCGUCGAUUUGAAGAAGGGGCGGAUGCGAAUCCGGCUCAAGGUUGGACUGGCGCUUGGAGUCGUCGUUCUCUGCAUUUGCGUCGGUGUGGCGUUCCUACGAUUGGUUGAGAAAUUGAGCUGGCUUGAUGCUUUUUACCUUUCAGUGAUGUCGGUGACCACCGUGGGGUAUGGAGAUAGGGCUUUUAAGACCAUGGGAGGGCGGAUGUUUGCCUCCAUAUGGCUGCUGGUGUCUACACUCGCGGUGGCGCGGGCUUUUCUCUAUCUGGUGGAGGCGAGGAUGGAUAAGCGGCACAGGGCGAUGGCUAAGUGGGUACUUGCGAGGAACUUGACUGUUUCAGAGUUUCUUGAGGCUGAUAUUGAUAACAAUGGCUUUGUGAGCAAGUCUGAGUUCGUUGUGUACAAGCUCAAGGAGAUGGGGAAGGUUGCAGAGAAGGAUAUCCUGCAGAUCUGCGACCAAUUUGACAAGCUAGACAAUGGAAAUUGUGGGAAGAUUACACUUUUUGAUCUCAUCGAGAACAAUAAAACGUGUAAUUCCUUGAGCCAGGACAUAAAGAGAUAGCCAAAUUCUUCACAUCUUUUCAAAAAUGUUGCAGAGAAUAUAGUCUGCACAUUUUUGUCUUAGAUUCUUUCAAUUUCUGUACUUAUUUUGUGAAUAGUCUGGACGAUAAUCAUUAAGGAUGGAUGGAAACAAUAUGGAAGGCCAAGGGCUUAAUAGCAUAAAUUUUUUUUUUU